Molecule: messenger RNA, 1261 nt
Organism: Austrofundulus limnaeus
Lineage: Eukaryota; Metazoa; Chordata; Actinopteri; Cyprinodontiformes; Rivulidae
Gene: fkbpl
Product: FKBP prolyl isomerase like
Exons: 4
Coding region: 61-1152 (363 amino acids)
Molecular function (GO): protein binding
Source: RefSeq, a predicted model, not a curated record
UUUAAAGCGACAGUCAGCCUCAAACACAAAGAAGACACGGAGCGACAAACAGGAGAAGUGAUGGAGCCUGUCCAAACUCUGCAUGGAGACGGUGCUGAGGUCACCUCAUGGGUGUCUGUGUGUCCCAAAGGCCUCUGGAGGGUGCAACAGAAGCACAAGUGGAGUCAACCAACCGGUUCCAAUACUGCAGAUGCUACAACCCGUUUAUCUAAAAAAUGUCCCAGCUUGGGCUCACUGUGCCGGGUCCGAGUUCAGCUUCAGGUCCAAACGGACGGCUCGGAUGGUUCGUUAUCUGAGAAAAGCAACGGCAAGUCAGCGUUUGGUGAUGUCACAGAAUUAGCGGCCACGCCGUUUCCCCGGUGUCAAGACUCUGUCCUGCAGAUCCCAGUGGGUGACUGGGUAACGCUGAGGCUGGGCGAGGGUCAGUGCGACAUCACAGAGGCGUGUUUGGAGGGGAUGAGAGCGGGCGAGAAAUGUGAGGUACAACUCACUCCGCUUGUGARCGGACCAGAUGCCGCUGUUUACCGACCUUCGGAUGGAAAUCUUCCCUUUUGUGCUACUGUUGAACUCCAAGCCUUCACGGCCGGAAAGGAGUCCUGGGAAAUGUCUGCCGAUGAAAAAAYKGCGUGGGUGAAGUCCCACAAAGACRGCGGUGGCGUGAGAUUCAGGAGCGGGGAUGUGUGGGGAGCCGCAGACAGCUACAGCCGUGCCCUGAAGCUCCUCAUCCCUCUCUGUGGCUUCGUUGGAGCGAUGAAGCCCAGAGCGCCAGAGCUUGAAUCGGGAGGAGAGAGCGACACGAGCUCCUCGGAUGAAACGCUGCAGCUUCCUCCUCGCGACGAGCUCAAAACUCUCAAAGCCGAGCUUCACUCAAACCUGUCUCUGUGCCAAUUGAAGCUGAACCAACCAGAGCGGGCGAAGGCCAGCGCCGCUAAAGCCACCCAACUGGAGCCCAACGCCUCUAAAGCCUGGUACCGACUGGGCCAGGCGUGUCAGAUGCUGAAUGAGCUGGAAGAGGCCAAACAGGCAUUUAGAAAACUGCUGGAACUCCAGCCAGACCUGCCUGCUGCGGUGAAGGCUCUGAAAGAUGUCAUUCAGAAAGAGAAGCAGAGAAAUGCACAGUUGGGACAACGGCUCAGCAAAAUGUUUACCUGAAGUGAGGAGAAUAAGAAUUCAAUGUUUUUGUCUUUUUAUAUUGUUUGAUCUAAGUGCAUUUUCAACAUUGCCUUAUUUUCAAAAUAAAUUCUUUAUUAAACAAAAAGCA